AUGAGCAAGAUGGAUCACAUAGAGGAGACCUUCUACACGGGGAAAGAGAUCGCAAUCGAGCCCGAUCUUGGAGACUUGCGGAAGUCUACCGACAAGGCCCUGCCGGCGCCGCCCAAGACACCGAAGAGGGUGUUGAUGAAGUACCGGUUCUCUGCGAUCCUUUCGAUCGCAUUCGCGGUCGCAAGCUUCGUCUUCACGCUGGUACUGGUACUGGCGGGGAGCGAUGAACAUAUGUUUGGUGGACAGUACAUCGUGGCACUGAAUACAACUACGAUCGCCCGAGAGAGCUCGCAGUUAGAUGCAACAUCGCAACGAUCGGAAAGCGUGGACGGCGAGACACUAGCAGACGUCUACUAUCUCUACCUCAGGACAGUUUGUUCGGGCUCUAUUUCCGAUGCUCAAGAUGAUGCUUCCGAUACUAUUGUCGUAGAACUAUGCGAAAGCUAUCGCGAAGCCAGCGACAUCUCGACACUCCUGAGGACUAUGGCUACCGUGUUGGCCGGCGUACGAUACACCGUCUUCGCUUCCUUACUCGUCUCGCUCGUCGGUGCUGGCUUCUCCGCCGUCUCCGCCAUUCCAGCCAUCAUCUUUCCACACUCAAAACUUCUCGCCUACUUCAACAUCUUUUGGCCAUUCCUUGCGAGCGCAUUCGCCUUUGUCGCCGCCGUCUUGCUCACGGUGUUGAUAUCUGGGGUUUUCUCGGUGGCUGGUGACAUCAUCGAUGUUGCUGGGGGGAAGCUGAAUCAAGGUACAUCCGUGCUUCUGAUCGCAUGGCUGGCAUAUGUACUAGUGUCGUUGUCGGUCGCUUACUGGGGCGUGCCGGAAGAGUUGACUAAGGUCAAAAAUUACGAACACAACCCUUGGUCUUUUGAGGAUGGCAGUCUCAUACACCCUGGUGCUUAUCCUGGUCGUUACGCAAGCACAAAAGAGAUCGAGGAACAGGAGGUCCCAAAGGGAUUCUGGCGUGCUCUCGACAGAACUAACGAAGAUAUCAACAAAGCACAACGUAGUAAGAACGAGGUUUAUGAGAGGUUUGAAGAACUCGAUGCGCGAGUCGAAGCGCACGGCUUUAAGGGGAUGCCCGAAUUCAAAGAUUACAAUGGCGAUCAGAUCGUGGAUUUUCUUAAGGAGGCGGGAGGAAAUAUCCGCAACCUUGUUGGAAUGGGUCUAGGUAGUCUCGCUGACUGCGAAGAACAAGACUUUGAGGACAACGUGCGAGCACACUUCUUUCUACGCACGCUCUUUUACACGCUCAGUAAACGGGAGCAUAAAAAGGCGAGAAGGAAUAACCUAGCUGAUCCUCAAGGCUUCAAAAUCUAUUAUGAGGAUUCCAGAUACGUCGACAAAGAUAGGGAAUAUAUCAAAGGCUGGACCCUGCAUCAAAUCUAUACGGAUAACAAACGCAUCGAGAUUAUCCCCAAUUGUAACGGGCGUUCAUUCCGUGGCACCCACGGAAGUAAUGGGGACUAUAUCUUCAUCACCUUCAAGCCCGAUGAUCCAUUCCGCCAGAUUCUGGCCGCCUACACAUACAACAAGGGGUCUAAUGAGAAGCUAUGGACGGAAGAAGCAGAUCCCAUUAUGCCACGUGCAAUCAUCUGCCGACGCGCGUUCGAGGAAUUCGGUGAAGACAAAACCGACCAGCGUGUUGCAGAUUGGUUCAGCAGAUACUCAGUUGUACAUCAGUUUACAGAGGAGGACAACAAGAUGUUUGGCGGAGCAAUGUGGCUUCACAUCUUGAAACCUGAAAGUCAAGACAAUAGUCCCGAAGCUCUGGGUUUACAAGGCUCAGCUUAG
Molecule: messenger RNA, 1794 nt
Organism: Alternaria novae-zelandiae
Lineage: Eukaryota; Fungi; Ascomycota; Dothideomycetes; Pleosporales; Pleosporaceae
Exons: 5
Coding region: 1-1794 (597 amino acids)
Cellular component (GO): plasma membrane
Source: RefSeq, a predicted model, not a curated record